GGGUGUGGUACACGAUCUUGUAUCAAUUUGUUUUCUGUUUCUGAAAGAAGUUACACAUUGUUUCUCAACAUGUAUAUCUUUGGAAUACUUCUUGUUACCUUCAUGAUAGGAGGCUCUCAAGCUUGUUCUUGUUUCUUUGAACCAAACCUUGAAGACAGAUUCUGCAGUCACGAUUAUGUCAUCUUGGCUUUUAUAAUCGACCUUGUAGAACCUGAGAAUGGCAAUGAUCAAUCCUUAGCAAAUGACAAUAUCGUCACUAUCAACCAGGAUCCUAAGACUUAUGAAGUGUAUAUCCUUGAAGUGUAUCGUCCUGGAGACGAUCGGGUUAAGACGGGAAUAACAAACAUUACAACACCAUCUAACUCCGCGGCAUGUGGAGUGAAUCUUCAGGAAGGGAAGAAAUACAUACUUGGUGGAAGUUUGACUGAUCCGAGUGACCUUCAGAUCUAUUCCUGUGGAAUUAUCUUUGAUUCUUCAUCAACAGAGUUUAAAGCUAUUAGAAAUAAUAAUUUUCAAUGUGAUGAGAAAACCGAUGACAACCCAGUGAGGGUGACAAAUGAGGACAAUUCUAUUGUUCUUAAUGAGCAGUAGUAGCAAUAAGCAGUUGUCAGGUGGCUUAAAAUUUGGGGCUUUCAAGUUGGGGUUUCAUGAAACAUUGUGAUGUCACUCAUAUUGGUAGACCAGUGAGUGUGCAAAACCAAGUGUUCAUCUUUUUUUUCUUUAAAAGUGAUACAUUAAACCUCAUUUAAAGACUUCAGCUCUUCCCUCACUGCUUAUUCCAUUGAUUUAUCUGUAUGAUUACCUGCAUAUUCAUCAUUCAUUCAAAUAGUUCUUUCUUUAAGUUUUGAAUUCUUAUACCAGGCGCAUGCUAUUUGUAUACCUUUCGAAAAAGUGGUUAACAACUUGACCUACAAGCUUUUCAUGAUAAUGGGUGAUGAUGAUGCAUGUAUGAGACACGUGAAUUCAGCACAUUCAUGGUAGGAUCCCACUAUCAAAUCAAUUUGAUGAAAUUACCAAUGUUAAAUUUAAUUCUACAAUUUGUCAAGGAGGAAAGAAACACCUAAAAAAAUGACAUAGCGAAUAAAAAUAAUAAUUAUUAUAAUAAUAACAAUAUUAAAAAUACCAAUAUGUUUACUUAGUGCAUAUCACUGCCGGAUGCCUGGCUACGUGCUUUAUGUAAGGAAUAGUCAAGAAAAAGUCAAAAUUGCUAGCAAUCAUAAUGUUGACUUAUUAAAAAUUCCUUAAGUAUAUUUUCCACAUGAAUUUAAACUAGGGUGUAGAAGAAUUAUUUACAUAUGAUGUGGAAUUGGGGAAAAGAUUAUUCUCCAUAAAAAUACGACACAAUUAGGUAUGGGUCACAGUAAUUAUUGAUUACUCUGCAUAAAAAUGUAAAUAUUUCCAUGAAAUACAUCUUAACAUAGCCAUCUAUGAUCUAAAACAAUUAUAGCUGUGAUUAUUAUAAUUUUCAGUGGUUAAUCAACACGUUCAGGGAGAAAAAAAAAUCUUGUUUCACAAGAUAUAAUAGGGGAAGAAAAUGUGAUAUUCCAUACAAUAAAAUACAACAUAAAUAGGAAGAGGGUGACUUCAUCAGUUCCCCCAUUUCCAUACUGACCAGGAUGUGCAGAUAACUGUUUAGUGAAAUAGGUGAAACUUUAAAAUAUCUUAACUUUCUCAUUUUAUAUCCAAUUUUGAUAAAAUACUGUCAAGCUUGUUUGAUUUUUCUCUAUUCAUUCUAAUCAACUUUUAACUGGGGAGGUUUGACCUUUAAACAAGAAUCUUGGGUUAUUAAUUGAUAGCUAAGUUUUGCUACCAUGACAUUUGAUCUGAGCUACUAAAAUAAAUUCAACAUUGAAAGAACAAAA
Messenger RNA from Lytechinus pictus (painted urchin), 1862 nucleotides. RefSeq lists its product as uncharacterized. The coding region runs from base 70 to 591 and encodes 173 amino acids. The record is from RefSeq and is a predicted model, not a curated record. Gene Ontology annotation, molecular function: metalloendopeptidase inhibitor activity; protein binding. The transcript has 3 exons. Lineage: Eukaryota; Metazoa; Echinodermata; Echinoidea; Temnopleuroida; Toxopneustidae.